CUAAGAUACUCCUGUGAUUUGAUUUCAUUUACUAUAAUUUCCCUUUUUGAAUCUUCUCUGCAAAUUAGGGCUUUUUGCGUAGCCAUGCCCAUGGAUAUGGGCUGAUUCCACCUUUGUCGUCGUUUCUAACUUCAUACCUUCAAGCUAGUUUUGCUCCAAUAUUCGCUGUGUUUUCUCCGAUUACUACAUAGGAUUCAAUGUAAAGAUCGUUGACGCCAUUAAACCUCUGAUGUUUGAACAAAGGUAUUGCUAGAAAAUAUACGUUGGUUGCAGAACUCAAGAGGUUGGUAAAAAUGGAAGGUGAAGAAGGAGAAGGGAUAAGACUUAGCAAGAGAUUCCCUUCGGAAAAAGGAGGAGAAGUCGAUUACAAGACCAAGUCAGGCACCGCGUGGAGCCACUCGUACCUGAACCAGAAGCCGUGGCACCCACUUUCCUAUCCUAACCAACGCCGCAAAUGGAUCGCCGAACAGACCCACGCCAAUCACGAACGCCGAGCCGAAGAGGUCGCUCGCGAGUAUGCUCAAGAACAAGAAUUCUUUCGCCAAGCUGCUAUGGUAUCCAAAAAAGAGCAAGAAAAGUUGGAGAUAAUGAAAGCUGUGAGCUUCAUGUAUGUUCGGCCACCGGGUUACAAUGCUGAAAGUGCUAAAGCAGCAGAGAUUGCUGAGGAAAGGAGAAUGGAGGAGCAAAACAACCCUAAUGCAGAUGAGGCCUCCGCUUCAAUACCGUCAGAAUCUAUACCGGCUAAAGCUGAAGAAAAGAAGAAACGAAGGCCAAAAGAUGUUUUCGGGCGCUCGUUGCCUACUGGAGAGGAAUUUGAAAUCUUGAAAAAUGCUCCACGGUUGGAGACUGGUGUUGCUGGAAGGGCUAAACCAUUUGGAGUUGAAAUACGCAAUGUUAAAUGUGUUAGAUGUGGAACUUUUGGUCACCAAAGUGGUGAUCGUGAAUGUCCAUUGAAAGAUGUUAUAAUGCCUAAUGAACAGAGCCGGUUGAAGAGAGAUGACCCCUUGACUGCGAUCCUUGCCCACAUAGAUCCUAGUGAGCCUCUAAAGUGGGAGCUAAAGCAAAAACCAGGCAUUAGUCCUCCCCGUGGAGGCUUUAAGUUAGAUGAUCCCAACCAACAAAUAGUUGCGGAGGAUAUAUUUGAUGAGUAUGGAGGCUUCCUCAGCGGAGGUAUCCCUGAGUUACUUACUAACUUCCCAGGCAAAUCUAAGGAUAAGUCCAGGAAGAAGAAAAAGCACAAAAGGCAAAUAUUAUCUCCUAAUGUUGAGGAGUCAGAGGAAAAUGAGUUUUCUUCUACUUCUGAGGACGAAGAAAGGAGAUCGAGGAAAAAGAAACAUGCAAAGAACAAGAAGAAAAGUAAAAAGAGGCGAAGUCAUUAUGAAACAAAUACUUCAGAUGUUUCAGAGUAUGAUGCGCAUAAUGAAAAGAGCAAUCACAUGGAUUAUCAUACAUCAGAAGAAUCUGAUGGCAACCGGCAUCAUCAUUCGAGUACCAAAAGCAAAAGCAGAAUAAAACUUCUGUAUGCAAAUUCCGAUGAUUAUAGGCAUGGUAGAAGUGACAGAAGCAGGCAUAAGAAGCUAACAUCAAAAGAGUCCGACUGUGAUAGGCAUCAUUAUAGCAGACACAAGCAGUCUUAUGAUUCAUCUGACGAUUCUGAUGACCAAUUUAGAAGUAAGAACAAGCAUAAGCGUUCUUAUUCACACCAAGAUUCAUACACUGAGAGACAGCAACGAAGUGGUAAACAUAGACAUAAAAGGGACCAUUUGAACUCCGACGAACGUCGGCAUCAUCACCACCAACGACACCAUCAUCACCAUCCUUAGUCUUGAGUCACAGAAAAUCAUUGUUAUUAAUGAAAACAGUUCUGCUUGAGCAAGUGCUAUAGGCUUUGAAGUGGAAUGGCAAUUCAAAUUAUUACUGUCAUUUUAGCGGGGCGGCUUAUCUUAUUCUGCCAAUAUCACAGGACAUAUUCAGUCAGUUCUUGCUCUUGGCCCCAACACAGACGCAAUAUUUGCCAAUGGCAAUUAACAAGAGUUGCAACACUAGGAAGUAUUGAAGCUUCCCAAAUCCGUUGCAAUGGUGAAUUUACUGAAAGAAUUAAUGUUUAGUUCAAGUAGAUAUAUACAUAAGUAAAAGGGUCUAUUCUUCCAAGUAUGUAGGGCAUAUUUAUUUUUGCCAACUUAUACACUAAAGCAAAAUAUUAAAUGUGGUACUGGCUGGGUUGAUUUAAGCUUUGUUUCAAAAGUGUUAUACAAGAUUUAUUAUUUCUUUUUUGCUUUUUUCAACUGAGAUUUUGUUUAAUAUAAGAUUUUAUUAGCGAA
Cannabis sativa is the source of this 2321-nucleotide messenger RNA. RefSeq lists its product as uncharacterized. Gene Ontology annotation, biological process: negative regulation of DNA-templated transcription. The transcript has 7 exons. Bases 294 to 1823 code for a protein of 509 amino acids. The record is from RefSeq and is a predicted model, not a curated record. Gene Ontology annotation, molecular function: transcription corepressor activity. Lineage: Eukaryota; Viridiplantae; Streptophyta; Magnoliopsida; Rosales; Cannabaceae. Gene Ontology annotation, cellular component: nucleus.